CGGCUGCUUGGUUCCAUGGACAGGAAGCAGAAAAUGGUGAGCAGAAGUGAAAACGACGACGUUUUGAAGAUCUCACGUGAGGCUGAUGAAGCAGAGCUCAUGCUACAAGGCCAAGCAAAUAUAUGGCGUCACAUGUUGGCCUUUGCAGAUUCCAUGGCGCUGAAAUGUGCUGUGGAGCUCCGCAUAGCCGAUAUCAUACACUCUCACGCCCGCCCAAUCACCUUGUCCCAAAUCGCUACCUGUAUCGACUCACCGUCUCCGGAUAUCACCUGCCUCGCCCGCAUCAUGAGAUUCCUGGUCCGCGCCAAGAUCUUCACCGCCGCUCCUCCUCCUCAGUCAGAUGGCGGAGAAACUCUCUACGGCCUCACCCCCUCCUCCAAAUGGCUCCUCCACGACGCCGAGCUGAGCCUCGCGCCGAUGGUGCUCAUGGAGAACCACCCCUUUCUCAUGGCUCCCUGGCACUGCUUCGGGACGUGCGUCAAAGAAGGUGGCAUAGCCUUCGAGAAGGCUCACGGCCGCCAGAUUUGGGACUUCGCAUCGGAAAAUCCCGAAUUCAACAAGCUCUUCAAUGACGGUAUGGCGUGUACGGCUAAGGACGUCAUGGGGGAGGUGGUAGCAGCGUAUAAAGAUGGGUUCGGCAGCAUUAGAACACUGGUGGACGUGGGAGGUGGCACCGGAGGGGCGGUGGCGGAGGUGGUGAAGGCGUAUCCGCACAUCAAGGGCAUUAACUUCGACCUCCCACAUGUGGUGGCCUCAGCGCCGGCGUACGAAGGAGUGUCCCACGUCGGGGGCGACAUGUUCGAGUCCAUCCCUAACGCUGAUGCGAUCUUCAUGAAGUGGAUAAUGCACGAUUGGAGUGACGAAGACUGCAUAAAAAUCUUAAAAAACUGUCGGAAAGCAGUACCGGAGAAAACAGGGAAAAUUAUUAUCGUCGAUGGAGUGAUACGAGAAGAUAGCGAUGACCCAUUUGAUAAAACAAGGUUGGUGUUCGAUUUACUGAUGAUGGCGCAUAGCUCCAACGGGAAAGAGAGAAGCGAGGUCGAAUGGAAGAAAGUAUUAGAGGAAGGAGGAUUUCCUCGUUACAGAAUCAUGGAAAUUUCGAUCUCGACUUUACCGAUGAUAAUUGAGGCAUAUCCAGAGUAAUCAUCUCAUGCUAGUCAGGUCAUGUUCAUUCUGUAUUUGGAUUGUAGUGUAUGUCAUGGUACCCAAAAUCAUUUCCAUAUAUCACUUUUCGGCACCGACUGGUCACUUCUUGGUA
This is a messenger RNA of Vitis riparia (riverbank grape), 1258 nucleotides long. RefSeq names its product (R,S)-reticuline 7-O-methyltransferase-like. NCBI's taxonomy places the organism in Eukaryota, Viridiplantae, Streptophyta, Magnoliopsida, Vitales, Vitaceae. The transcript is spliced from 2 exons. Bases 16 to 1143 code for a protein of 375 amino acids. Gene Ontology annotation, biological process: methylation. The record is from RefSeq and is a predicted model, not a curated record. Gene Ontology annotation, molecular function: protein dimerization activity; S-adenosylmethionine-dependent methyltransferase activity; O-methyltransferase activity.